AUGCCUGGCAUGGCACCACCUCCGAAUCCGGCACCUUUCCCAUCCCCUCCAAUGCUGGUCACGCCGCUGCCGCCUAUGGUCCCCCUUGGUCCUCCCCAACACAUGACGCAUCAGCGGCGGCGUUCCGACGGUAAUCUGCCUCAGCCUGCUUGGUAUCCCUGGGGCACAUACCCCGCGUUCGUCGCCCCGCCCUAUAUGUAUCAACAACCACAACCACAACCACAACCAGCACCUUCACCACAGCUGCACCCGAUGCUUAAUGGCGAAGGGCGUGAUGGUCCCGCACUCCUAUUCGAUGUCUCCGUACACACGUUCCAGCCCAUGCGUCUGACUUCCGCCGGUGCAUCGAGCGGGCCCACUCUUUCACUCGAUGAGCUUGGGCAGCAGGCCACGUACCCUCCAUGCAGGCGUAUGAAAAUAUCAUGCGACAUUAUCCCGCAAUGGCCCAUUGAGCUCGAGGCGAAGGAGCAAGAGCGAACUCUUUUCCUUUCGAUCCCUUCCAACUCUCACAAGGAUGCGCCCAUCACCGUCGGCGACGUCCUCAUCGCGAUUCACCGCUCGCUGCAGCGCCAGAUUUCCCAUGUGGACUGGGCACGUCUCUCGCAAGCGGAGGAAACUGCGGUGGCACGCGCCUACACUCGCCGCUGCAAGACUUAUGGGUCGGUCGAAGCAUUCGAGAAGAGCCAAGGCGUGCGGCGGGUUGACUACUUGCUGGAUAAGUAUAUGUUCAGGGGUUUGAUAUCCAUCGAAUAUGGUAUUGAGUAUGACAUCUGUCCUAACCUCCGGACAUUGCGGUGA
Molecule: messenger RNA, 798 nt
Organism: Postia placenta MAD-698-R-SB12
Lineage: Eukaryota; Fungi; Basidiomycota; Agaricomycetes; Polyporales; Adustoporiaceae
Exons: 2
Coding region: 1-798 (265 amino acids)
Source: RefSeq, a predicted model, not a curated record